Molecule: messenger RNA, 815 nt
Organism: Ceratosolen solmsi marchali
Lineage: Eukaryota; Metazoa; Arthropoda; Insecta; Hymenoptera; Agaonidae
Exons: 3
Coding region: 105-755 (216 amino acids)
Biological process (GO): protein insertion into mitochondrial inner membrane
Cellular component (GO): TIM22 mitochondrial import inner membrane insertion complex
Source: RefSeq, a predicted model, not a curated record
CAAUCAACUUUACUUUUACAAAAAUCAAGUGAAUACAUAAUCUAUAAUAUACGUUCUUUAAUUUGAAAGGAUAUCAGAACAUGUAUGAUGUUAGAUAACUAAAUAUGUUUGCACAAACGGUUAUUUUAAAUAGAACAUUUAAAAGAAGUGUUUGUAAUAAGAUUUUGUGUAUCAACAUUAAUCAAGUUUAUAGAAGCGAUCUUAAAAUUAGAUUAUAUCAUGGUGCAGAGAAAGUUAAAGGAAGUUUUCUUCAGAAUUGGUUAAAUUAUUGGAAAAACGUUUAUUAUGACUACAAAGAAGUAGCUAUUAAUAUUUCUAAAGAAAGUAAAGAACAUCCUAUAAAAACUACAAUUUAUACUAUAUUUGCAGGAAUAAUUUAUUAUGGGAUAAAACAUAAUCCAGAUGAAAUUACUUUUAGAGAGCAAGUCAUUAGCAGUUCUUUAAAAUUGGGUCAAGUAGGAGAACAAAUACGAAAUCCAAUCAGUGCUUGUUAUGUGAAAUGGCUUGAACAAUGUUAUAAUGAAGGAAUCUUGCGUCGACUAAAUCUUGGAAUUAUUUCUAUAAUGUGGUUAAAUAAUUAUGAUAAUAAGUGUGCACUCUAUAAAACUAUAUGUCCCUAUCUUAAGCCUCAAUUUGUUACUUUGCAUCAAAGAAUAAUUGACAUUGGUUUCUUAGAUAAUUGGUGGAUAUUAAAAAAUAGUAUGAUUGAUUACGAUGUAAAUGAUGAUGAACACUUAGAAAAUUUACUUGCAUAAAAAAUGUAUAUUUAAAUUUUGUUACAUGAUUUUAAUCAUUAUAAUAAUUUUAAUAUAAAC